Molecule: messenger RNA, 3255 nt
Organism: Etheostoma spectabile (orangethroat darter)
Lineage: Eukaryota; Metazoa; Chordata; Actinopteri; Perciformes; Percidae
Gene: xpot
Product: exportin, tRNA (nuclear export receptor for tRNAs)
Biological process (GO): tRNA re-export from nucleus; intracellular protein transport
Cellular component (GO): cytoplasm; nuclear pore; nuclear matrix
Molecular function (GO): small GTPase binding; tRNA binding
Source: RefSeq, a predicted model, not a curated record
AGAAGAUGGCGGCCGUGCGUCGUUAACCGUUAAAUCCCGGAGCGGAGAUUCUCUUCCCGUGUGACCCGGAUGUUAACCGAGUGGACACAUGCAACCGAUUUCUGGACGAUUCUCCGCGGCUCCACGAUGAGUUGACAGGGGGACACACACCGAGGAAGACGUCCGGAUUAAGAUGAGAGAAACCUGCCUGCCAGCAGCACAGAGGACCGAACCAGCCUUGGAGGACAGCUAACCCACGAAUGGCCUGCCAGUCUGUCUCUGCAGUCAUGGACGAGCAGGCCCUGCUGGGGCUCAACCCGAACGCCGACGCCCGCUACAGGCACCGGGCCAUGGCGUACUUUGAGCAGCUGAAGGAGUCCCAGGAUGCCUGGGAGGUCUGUGCUGAGGCCCUCGCUACAGGGAUUUACAACGACGACCAUGUGAAGUUCUUCUGCUUCCAAGUUUUGGAGCAUCAGAUAAAGUUCAGACACGCCGGUCUGAGCGCCGCUCAGCAGCAGCUCAUCAGGGAGACUCUGAUGAAGUGGCUCCAGUGUCAGCUGAUGAACGCCCAGCCCGAGAAGCCCUUCAUCCGGAACAAGGCGGCCCAGGUGUUCGCCCUCACCUUCGUCAUGGAGUACCUGACCCUGUGGCCCAAGUUCUUCUUCGACAUCCUGUCCCUGGUGGGUCUGAACCCGCACGGCGUGGACGUCUACCUGCGGACGCUCAUGGCCAUCGACGCCGAGGUGGUGGACCGAGACAUCCUCCACUCGCCCGACGAGAUGCGCAGGAACUCUUUAAUCAAAGACAGCAUGCGGGAGCAGUGCAUCCCCCACCUGGUGGAGUCCUGGUUCCAGAUCCUGCAGGCCUACCAGCGGUCCCACCCGGAGCUCACCUGCCAGUGUCUGGAGGUGGUGGGACUGUUCGUGUCCUGGAUUGACCUGAACCUCAUCGCCAACGACCGGUUUGUGAACCUGCUGCUGAGUCAGAUGUCGGUGGAGGAGCUGAGAGAGGAGGCCUGCGACUGCCUGUUUGAAAUAGUCAACAAAGGGAUGGACCCCGUGGAUAAAACCAAGCUGGUGGAGUCGCUGUGCCGAGUCCUGCAGUCUGCAGGGUUCUUCAACGUGGAACAGGAAGAGGACGUGGACUUCCUGGCCAAGUUCUCCCGGCUGGUGAACGGCAUGGGCCAGAGUCUGGUCCUCAGCUGGACCAAGCUGGUGAAGACGGGCAACGUGAAGGACACGGCGGAGACGCUGCAGGCCUUGGAGAGCAAAGUGCCGCUCCUGCUGCAGCUGCUGGUGCACGAGGACGACGACAUCUCGGCCAACGUCGUCGGCUUCUGCUACGAGUACCUGCACGUCCUCAAACAGCUUCCUCAGCUGACAGACCAGCAGAAGACAAACAUCGAGGCGAUCAUGCUGGCCGUCAUGAAGAAACUGACGUACGACGACGAGUACAACUUUGAAAACGAGGGCGAAGACGAGGCGAUGUUCGUGGAGUACAGGAAGCAGCUGAAGAUGCUGCUGGACCGUCUGGCCCAGGUGUGUCCCGAGCUGCUGCUGGAGGCCGUACGACGAGUCUUCACCAACACGAUGCAGAAUUGGCAGACGGCUCAGUUCAUGGAGGUGGAGGUGGCCGUCCGGCUGCUGUACAUGUUGGGCGAAGCUCUGCCAGCGUCUCACGGCGCUCACUUCUCCGGGGACACAGCGAAGACGAGCGCCCUGCAGGACAUGAUGAGGACGCUGGUGUCGUGCGGCGUGAGCAGCUACCAGCACAGCUCCGUGUCUCUGGAGUUCUUUGAAACGGUUGUUCGAUACGAUAAGUUCUUCAUCGUGGAGCCUCAACACAUCCCCAACGUUUUGAUGGCGUUUCUGGACCAAAGAGGACUGAGACACAACAGCCCGAAGGUCCGCAGCCGGGUGGCCUACCUCUUCUCCAGAUUCAUCAAGACCCUGCAUAAACACAUGAAUGCCUUCAUAGAGGACAUCCUGUCCAGGAUCCAGGACCUGCUGGAGCUCGCUCCUCCCGACAACGGCUUCCUGGCGCUGCUGACCAGCGACGACCAGCUGUUCAUGUUCGAGACGGCGGGGAUCCUGAUCGUGAACGGGGACAGUCCCGUGGACAGGAAGCAGGCGCUGAUGCGCAGCCUGCUGCUGCCGCUGAUGGACGCCUUCCGCCUGCUGCUCGCCAAGCUGCUGCAGGAGACGGAGGACGAGAGACAGGCCGCCCUCGCCGACUGCCUGAGCCACGCCGUCGGCUUCGCCAGGUCAGGACUCAGGUGUCUCGGAAUCAGGUGUCUCUCAGCUGCCCCACGGAAGGGGGUACGGGGACAUGUCGCAGAUGUGCCUGCGGCGCUGAGCUGCCCCGUCCAGCGGGGGCCGCUCCGCAGCUCGGUCCGCUCCUUCCUGCACCGCAUGAUCAUCUGCAUGGAGGAGGAGGUGCUGCCCUUCGUCCCCGCCGCCUCCGAGCACAUGCUCAAGGACUGCGAGGCCAAGGACCUGCAGGAGUUCAUCCCGCUCAUCAGCCAGAUCACCGCCAAGUUCAAGCGCCAGGUGUCCCCCUUCCUGCAGCAGGUGUUCAUGCCGCUGGUGCUCGCCAUCUUCGAGGCGCUGGCGCGGCCGGCGGAGGACAACGACCAGGCCGCCGCGCUGGAGAAGCAGAUGCUGAGGCGCAGCUACUUCACCUUCAUCCAGACCGUCACGGGCAGCGGCAUGAACGAGGUGAUGGCCAAUCAGGGAGCGGAGAACAUUGAGCGCGUGGUGUUCACCAUCAUCCAGGGAGCCGUGGACUUCCCCGACCCCAUCGCCCAGAAGACCUGCUUCAUCAUCCUCUCCAAGCUGGUGGAGCUGUGGGGAGGGAAGGACGGCAUGGUGGGUUUCCCCGACUUCAUCUACAAACACAUCGUCCCCGCGUGUUUCCUGGCUCCCCUCACGACCUUUGACCUCUCCGCUCAGACCGUCCUGACGCUGUCGGAGUGUGCCCUCACACUGAAGAUGAUCCAUCUCAAAAGGGGGCCGGAGUUCAUCCAGUUCCUGCAGCAGGACUAUUUGCCCUCGCUGCAGGUCUCACCAGAGAUCUCCCAGGAACUUUGUCAAGUCCUCCAGCAGCCGGACGUCAAAGUCCUGAAAAACUACAUCAAGGCGUUCUUCCAGCGAGCCAAGCUGUAGGAAAUGGAACAGGAAGUUCACCGCGGACACAGGAAGUGGUCGUACGUGCCACUCAACAACCAAUCAAAGGGACCUUAGCAUAGGAGCUGCUUUUGCACUUAAAAAAGUAAAA